AUGAAACAUGAUGGUGAUGAAGAAUUCUUUGAACAACUAGAUUUGGUGGUUACUGUCGUUGGUGGUUCUUGUAAGAGAAAAGAUAUGAUACAAGAAAUGCAAAAAGAAAGAGUUGAAUCCGAAAUUGGUCUUGGUGAAACUGUAACAGGAACAAGGUUGAAUCAAGAGUUUUCUCUUUUUCGGGCUGGAGAUACUAGAUAUGGUUCACAAUAUAGAACAAUUACACUUGAGUUUGUGUUUCUUUUACACUUGAUUUUGGAAAUUUUAGGCCUCACGAAUACCUUGUCAAAACAUCUUAAAAAAGAUCAAGAUAUUUUGGAAGUGACUUCGUUAGUAAAAGGGGAAAAGAAAACAUUGCUAGUUUUUAGAAAAGAUGGGUUUCCACAGAAGCUGUUGAAGCUAAGUGAUAUAUACAAAAAUGAUUUUGACGAUUCAGAAAUGAUGCAUCUUAAUAGGCAAGUUGAUAUUUAUUAUCACUUUUUGUUCCAUGAUGAGAAAAUUUUCAACUUGAAUAGAAUUGCAGAUGUCUCCCUUUUGUUGGUGGAAACUGGGAAGCACCUCUUUUUUUCUUUGGUUUAUGGAUUAUUAAAACUAACUUUGGUAUUAUCCGUCGCAACUGCAACCGUUGAACGGUAUUCUUAUGCAAUGACGUUGUUGAAGACCGAUUUGCAUAAUAGAAUAGGUGAUGAUUUUAUGAAUAGUGCUUUGAUUUGUAGUGUAGAAAAGAAGUACUUGAGAAUGUUAAGAUUGAAAAUGUAA
This is a messenger RNA of Lactuca sativa (garden lettuce), 759 nucleotides long. RefSeq lists its product as uncharacterized. NCBI's taxonomy places the organism in Eukaryota, Viridiplantae, Streptophyta, Magnoliopsida, Asterales, Asteraceae. The record is from RefSeq and is a predicted model, not a curated record.